AUGACAACCCGCGGUCAAUGCCAGAAUCCAUGGCAGAAGAAGUGGCAGAAGCCAUGGGAGAAGCAAGGCCAGGAGUCGAAGCAGGAGUCGGAGCAGAAGUCGGGGCAGAAGUCGGGGCAGGGCCAGCAGGGUUACCAGAGACAGCAGGGUUGGCAGUGGACCGUGCCUCCUCACCGAGGGCAAGCACCCCUGCUUGCCGCCGCUCAGGCCACCGCCGCCCUGGGAACGGCGGCCUUCGUCAAGCUCUCAGAGAACGAGGAGGCAUCCGGGGAUACUGGUGAGAGGCGGAUGCUGCAGGCGUCCCGCAAGGAGAUAUCGAAGAAGGUUGAUGAUGACGGCCGGGGACUCUCACGACUGAGGCACAAGGUCGUCUACUUCCUUGACGUCUAUGUCUGGGAGCCGUUGUGUACCGGGUUCCGAUUCCUUCACCUCGCCGUCAUCUUCGUGCCUGUCAUACUUGCUGUCCCCGCGAUAUGGAUCGGCAGAAGGCAGAAGGACCGCAACAACGAGCGAGCCGGGACGCUGUGGUGGUAUGGCUUCCUUGUGAAGGGGAUGGAAUGGGCCGGUCCGGCUUUCAUCAAGCUGGGUCAGUGGGCCGCGUCUCGAUCUGACAUCUUCCCGACUGAGCUAUGCGAGAUCAUGUCAAAACUACAUUCAGAUGCUCCAGCUCACUCCAUGCACGCGACCAGACGCAUAGUGCAAGCUGCUUUCGGCGGCCGUGCAUUCAAGGAUAUAUUUGAUGAGUUCGAUGAGAAGCCUCUUGGUGUGGGAGCCAUUGCGCAAGUAUACAAGGCUAAGCUCAAGCCUGACUUGGCUGGGCCGGGAGAUGCCGACUUGCUCGAUGACGAACCUCGUGCAACAAUACGGAAGAACGUUACGAAGAACGUUGGCAACGUCCUGAAGAGUACGCCGAAACGGGUGCCCUCCUCGUAUGUGGCUGUCAAAGUUCUGCAUCCUGGGGUCGAGCGCACAGUACGCCGGGACCUACGCAUUAUGAGAGCGGUUGCAUCGGUGCUCAACUUCAUCCCCACGAUAGAAUGGCUCUCUCUUCCAGAUGAGGUUGAGCAGUUUGGUGAGAUGAUGAAGCUGCAGCUCGACAUGCGCAUUGAAGCCGCAAACCUCACCAUCUUCCGCAAGAACUUCAAGAACCGCACCACGGCUUGGUUCCCCUUCCCGUACACCGAGUUCACGACAAGGAGUGUCUUGAUCGAGGAGUUCGCCCACGGCAUGCCUCUAGCUGACUUCCUGGAGAAUGGAGGUGGUGUGUUCCAACGAGAUAUUGCCUCCGAGGGACUGGACGCCUUUCUUCGCAUGUUGCUGCUUGACAACUUCAUCCAUGCCGACUUGCACCCCGGCAAUAUCAUGGUUCGCUUCUACGAGGCCGAACAACCGGAGCUGCCCUUAAAGCUACGCCUUCGCCACCAGGAUGGUGAGGGCCAGGCUCUCCCAUCAGAGCAAAACGACGUGACAGAAAAGGUACUCGCCCGGCUCCGCCCUUUCCGCCACCAAAAGGAUCCCAAGGCUUGGAAUGCCGAACUAGCAAAGAUCGACCGAGAGGGCUACCGACCGCAGCUGAUUUUCAUUGACACGGGCCUGGUCACCGAGCUGAAUGAAACAAACCGCAAGAACUUUCUGGAUCUUUUCCGUGCUGUUGCAGAGUUUGAUGGCUACAAAGCCGGCAAUCUCAUGUGUGAGAGGUGCCGUCAGCCUGACGCUGUCAUCAACAAGGAAGUUUUUGCCCUGAAAAUGCAACACUUGGUGCUCGCAGUCAAGAGCCAGACUCUGGCACUGGGCAAUCUCAAGAUCGGCGACAUAUUAGAGAAGGUUCUUGACAUGGUACGGGGCCAUCACGUUCGUCUCGAAGGCGACUUUGUCAAUGUGGUCAUCAGCAUCUUCCUUCUCGAGGGCAUCGGGCGGACCUUGGAUCCCAACACAGAUCUUCUGAGCAGCAGCCUGCCUAUUCUGCGUCAACUGAGCGCCCAACAGGGCAAGGACAUGGCCAAGGGAGGCGAUUUCAGCAUGCUGAUUCUAUGGAUGGGUCUGGAGACCAGGAGGUUCCUCCAGAUAAGUAUUGAUGAUGUCGAACGAUGUGUAAAGUAUGAUCUCCUCUCACCCAACGUUUAG
Molecule: messenger RNA, 2124 nt
Organism: Diaporthe citri
Lineage: Eukaryota; Fungi; Ascomycota; Sordariomycetes; Diaporthales; Diaporthaceae
Exons: 4
Coding region: 1-2124 (707 amino acids)
Cellular component (GO): mitochondrion
Source: RefSeq, a predicted model, not a curated record